Molecule: messenger RNA, 654 nt
Organism: Priapulus caudatus
Lineage: Eukaryota; Metazoa; Priapulida; Priapulimorpha; Priapulimorphida; Priapulidae
Product: carbohydrate sulfotransferase 14-like
Exons: 1
Coding region: 1-654 (217 amino acids)
Biological process (GO): carbohydrate biosynthetic process
Cellular component (GO): membrane
Molecular function (GO): sulfotransferase activity
Source: RefSeq, a predicted model, not a curated record
AUGGCGCCACCUGGUAGCAAAGCCGACAUGCAGCAGUUCAAUGUACUACCGAAACAAUAUCCGCAUACGGAUAGCCAGGUCGGGAAGUAUGUUCAGCGCCUAAGCACCAUCAAGGAUUCGCGUAAGAAGGCAGCCAUCCUUAACAACGCCACCACCAAGUUCAUGUUCGUGAGACAUCCGCUCACUCGCAUCCUGUCGGCAUAUCGUGAUAAGAUUGCCGACAAAGCUGACGACCAACGGUUCCGAAAGUCGUAUCUGCGUAAGAAUCCGAAACUCGGGAAGAUUAGUACGUCGGUGAGCUUCGUACAGUUCCUCAACCAUGUUCUCGGAACACUUACAGAACAAUUGGAGAUGCACUGGGCACGCAUGGUUGACGUGUGCAACCCGUGCGUCAUCAACUACGACUUUGUCGGCAAACACGAGAGCAUGCGCGACGACAGCGCCGAACUGCUGCGGCGGACGGGACUGGCGGAAUCCAUCGACUUUCCCGUGAGGAACGCGACAUACAAGAAGGCGACGAGCAGUGAUGACGUCACGCUCAUGCGGACUUACUACAAGCAAGUGCCGCUAGACCUCGCUCGACAACUGCACGCUAAAUAUGAAGCGGAUUUUCUACUUUUUAAUUACACGUUUCCCUACGAAUUGUUCGCCUAG